Molecule: messenger RNA, 4467 nt
Organism: Durusdinium trenchii
Lineage: Eukaryota; Dinophyceae; Suessiales; Symbiodiniaceae
Source: the annotation of a GenBank genome assembly
AUGGACCUUUGGUCCUCCGUGGGAGAUGCAUCCAGCAACUCAGCAUAUGGAGGUCCCAAAGCUCCGCAGGCAGGGAAGAUAGGGGAAGAUAGGAGCCGGGGUCAGUGGCACGGCGAGACGGCAGACGGCACUCGGUCACCGGAGUCGUUGGUGCCUGGUGAGGACAAAAGAGAGAAGAUCGUGGAGAAAGGUCCCAUGAAAAUCGAUGCUGCACCUGUGCCCGGAGUCAUGGAUGCCAUUAACCAGACGUUGAAGAAGCAAAAGGAGGCGAAGAAGGAGGAACACAGGCGCCGGGACUCCGCGUGGACCCACCGGAAGAAGCCACAGGGCUUGGACGUUUUUUUCUGCAGCAGGUUGGAAGCAGAGAAGAAGGCCAAAGCCAUGAAAGCCUUGAGAAGGGAAGAGGAAAUCAAAGAUGAAGAAGACGACACAUACCAGAUCCUAGACGACAAGGGCCUUGGUAACUUUAUGGUCCGAACGCCCAGAACGGACAAGAUGGAGGUCAUGGACAUCAUGAAAAACACCGUGAAGACUGCGGCCUCCCAAGCCGGAUCACGGGUCUCUUCGCGCACUGUCAUCGGCGACAAGCUCUUCACGAACAAGGAACUCAAAUUCGACUCCUUGGGCGGCAUGAAGGCGGUUAAAGGUUUCAUCUACGUGAGAGGUGAGACCGAGAAUGAACAGAGUGGAACUACCUGGAAGGAGCCCGGGGUGAAGCUCACACUGCAGCGCCCUGCGACGGUGUACGUCGCUCUGAGCAAGUCUCCCAACGAGACGGUCUCAGAGACGGACUGCGCCUUGCCACUUGGGAGACCAGUUGCGUUGCUGAACGCCGCGGAGCCGGAGUUCUCCGACGACGUGGCGCCCGUGGCGGAGAUCAAGAGAAAGGAGCGCCACGUCGGUCGCGGGGUUCGCGGUUUGGUCCGCGGGGUCUUCAAAGACCCCGACAAUCGGCACAUCGAAGUGCCGCGCCCGCCUGCCGGGCUGGAGACCUGCUUAGUCUUCGUUGGGGUCGUGCCCGAUUUCCAUGCGCCGGUCUUCGGCGAGGUGCUGUUGACGGCCGGAAGCGAUGCCUUCUUGGAUGAUGUUUUGUUCAAGACCCCCACGUUGUUCAACUGGUUUGCUUCCAAGAAAGCCUUUCCGAAGCUUGUGUUCAACAUUCAGGGAGAGCAGGGAAGUCAAGCAGUAGCACUGCGAAGGAACGCUGAGUACAAGAACGAAGAUGACGAGCCCGUUGGUGGCCUCCACGCUUUUACCAUCACCUUGGAGGCCAACACCCACUUCGGAUGGCCGACGACCGGGGUGGGCGGCAAGCUGGAGCCCCCGACGGCGGGCGACGCCUUCGUGUGCAACAACUUCACGCUCUCAGCGCCGAAGCAAACGCUCUUCGACAAUGCGAGCGUCACCAUUGUUCAGGGCCACAGAUAUGGCAUUCUGGGGCCCAAUGGGCAGGCGCAGCUCGGGGCUGCAAGCGGGCGCGAGCGGGGGAAGACCACCUUGCUUCGGCACAUCGCUGCGCGAGAGAUGCCCGUGCCUUUGAACUGGGACGUGAUCCUCGUGGAGCAGGAAGCGAAGGCCACGGAGCGAUCGGCGGUGGAAGAGGUCUUGGCGGCGGAUCUGAAGGCAGCGGAGUUGAUCAAGAGGGAAGCAGAGCUUCUACAGAAGCUGGAGGAUAUGGAAGAAGCCAUGGAAAAGGGUCAGGAGAUCAGCGCAGAGGAGGUGGAGAGGACACGCCUUGAUCUCGAGAAUACUUCAGCGGAACUCGAGGCGAUCGGUGCAGAUUCCGCGGAAGCUCGAGUGAGGAAGAUCCUUUGUGGUUUAGGCUUCACCAACGGCGCGCCAGAUGAGGAUCGCUUCUCCAUGGACAGGCCGGUCGUGCAGUUCUCGGGCGGCUGGCGAAUGCGCAUCAGCUUGGCGAAGGCGCUAUUCUUACAGCCAAAGUUGCUCAUGCUGGAUGAGCCAACCAACCACUUGGAUUUGGAUGCAGUGCUGCUCCCAGUCUUGUGGUUGGACAACUACCUCUCGGAGCAGUAUCCACAUGCCGUGGUGGUGGUGUCCCACGAUGCCGACUUUCUGGACAAUAUUUGCACCCAUGGCAGAAGAUGGGACAAGAAGCUGAUUCACUAUCGCGGCGACUACACUGCCUUCAAGAAGAUGCACGAGCAGCAGAGAGCGACCAUGGACAAAGAAUACAAGAAGCAGCAGGAUGAGCUGAAGGCUUUGAAGAAGAAGGGGAUGACCAAGGAAGAAGCCGAAGCGAAGGUCAAGGAGAAGUUUAAGUUGAGCUCUCUGGACGAACAGCGCAAGGACUACAUCGUGAAGUUCAAGUUCAAAGGUCACGGCAUGGACCGAACCUUAGGUCUCAACGUCUCGGAGGUGGCCUUUAGCUACGACGGCAAGGAGCCUUGGCUCUUGGAGGAGGUGGAAAUCGGUGUGGACUGUGGCAGUCGCAUCGCCAUCGUGGGGCCCAACGGCGCAGGGAAGUCCACGAUCCUCAAUUUGAUGAUGCAACAGUUGGAGCCCUGCCUCGGCGAGGUCUCAGUGUCCAAAGGAAUUCGAGUGAAGCAGUAUCACCAGCACUUCGAAGAGCUUUUGCCCUUGGACAAGACGGGUGUGGACUAUUUGAAGGAUGCCUUCAACCUGAAGACGCCCGAGAAUGCACGCGCCGUGCUGGGUCAGUUCGGCUUGCCGGGUGGCUCACACUUCACGAAGAUUGGGAACUUGUCGGGUGGUCAAAAGGCUCGCGUGGCUUUUGCAGCUUUGAUGCUCAUGGAGCCUCACAUCAUUAUCCUUGAUGAACCCACAAAUCACCUGGACAUCGAAUCGGUGGAGGCUUUGACCACGGCCAUUUCCAAUUUCAAUGGUGGCUUGGUGCUGGUGAGCCACGAUGCGCGGCUCAUCACGGAGGUCGACUGUGAGCUUUGGGUCUGUGAAGAUGGCGGCUGCUACCGCUUUGAGAAGGACUUCGACGGCUACCGGGACAAGGUGCUCCGACAGCUGGAAGAACGGCAAGAGGAGGUCGAGCGCAUGGAGCAGAAGCGCCGUGAGGAGCGAGCCAAGAAGCGUGCGAAGCACUUGUCGGACGAGCAGUUGGCGAAAGCGAAGCAGAGAAAGGAAGGUGAGCUGGCCGAAGCUGCGAAGUUGAACCUGCAGGUGGUGAAAGACCAGAAAGAUGUAAAGAAGGCUGAAGUGAAAGAGAAAGUUGAGGAGCCGGAGGAGGAUGAGGAGGAGGACCCAGAGGCGGGAUGCCCGGCACCCGCAGACGUCGGUGCUGGCGGUGCGGGCGGCGGACCGAACCCGGCCGAGGAGCCGGAGCGAGAUGAGAAAGAGAAGGAGGGAGCAGAUGAGGAUGAACCGCAGGAGGUGCACACGGAAAAGAAGAAGACCAAAGGAGUCCCAGGAAAGGACAAGAAGCAUCCCAACUCAGGCAAAGCAGCCAAAGAAGAGAAGCCCGAAGCAGAAGAUGAAGGAGAACACGAAGCUCCAGAAGCCACGAAGGAGCCAGCUGACAAGCCCAGCAAGUAUACCGUGGCAAAGGUCAAGAGUGUUGAGGUCGUGAAGAAGAAGAAAGGGUCUUUCCUGGUGGAGCUGGAAACGGGCUCCGGCACUGUGCCUGUGGUGACGCACUACGAGCACCUGGAAGAAGGGCAGUUGGUGAUCUUUGCUCCCGAAGGCUCCUUCGUUCAGGGGAAGGAGGUGAAGAGACAGAAGGUCGCAGGUGAAUCAGUGGCGGGCAUGAUUUGUGGACCUUCCGAAUUGGGCUGGUCAGGGGAUGCAGCCAAGGCGGUGGUCCUUAACGGUCUGAAGGUGGGUGCCGCCGCUCCUUCCUCGGACCCGCACGGCUCCAAGAGCCAUGGGCAUGAUAAAAGCGUGCCACACCACAAGGAGGGGCACAAGGACAUGAAACAGAAGAAGCCAAAGGGAAAGGAUGCCAAGAAAGAAGAGGAGGAGGCCAAGGAGGAGGACCACGAAGAAGGUGAAGAGGUCCACAAGGAAAGGAAAAAGCCCAGGGCAAAGGACAAGAAGGCUGCAGGUGAGAAGGCACCUGAGGAAGCCAAGAAAGAAGAGAAAGUGGAGAAAGCCAAGGAGGAGGAACAAGAAGAGCCUGAUAACGUCGCCAAGGACUCGGGUGGUCAACAUGGUGAAUACAAAGUGGCCAAAGUGAAGAGUGUGGAGUCGAUGAAGAAGAAAAAGGGGUCCUUCUUUGUGGAGCUGGAGACCGCCAGCGGAGCUGCAAGUGUGGUGACCAGCUUCGACAAUUUGGAAGAAGGCCAGUUGGUGAUUUUCGCCCCCGAGGGCUCCAGCGUCCUGGGCAAAGAAGUGAAGCGGCAGAAGGUCGCGGGCGAAUGGGCAGCUGGAGCGAUUUGUGGACCGAUGGAAAUGGGCUGGGUCGGGGACGCUUCAAAGGCAGUCCUUCUGCCCAGCACGUACAAGGUCGGAGCUGCUGCUCCGGCAGAUGGUGUCUAA